AUGAAUCGAGUCUUCCUUCUGUUCUUUGCCUUCGCGGGAUCCAAUGCCUUAAAGGCCACACGGGCGUUCUUGAAUGCCACCAACAAGACCGUGCUCACCAAGGACAUCUCUGACCUUGAGGACACCGUGCACCAGCUGCUGCAGCAAGAGGCGACGCCUUCCUUGGCGAAUUUCGCGAAGGAUCUGCAGAAGAUCAUCGACGAUGACAUGAAGGCAGCUGUCCUCAAGGUGAAGGCCUCUCUCCAGACCGAGCUGGACGGGCACUACACCACUGGAUAUGACAAGUGCGACUCCACCAUGCUGGGAAGCGGGGAAGUUUCUUCAAAGAGCAGCGUCUUCACAGCUGCUGCAUCCCAGCACGAGACAUGCCGCAAGGAGGAGGCCGAGGCUGAGACUGCGUUCUCCACAUGCUCGAGCGAGGAGUCGUCCUUGAAGACCGCCAAGGACUCGGCCUGCAAGGUGGUCGCCGAUUACGACAAGAUCAGCAAUGGGAAUUGUGGCAAGAAUAGUGGAGAGGACUAUGUCGCCUACACCGCGAGGCUGAUGAAGUACUAUGAGGCCGAGAACAAGAAGGGCAAAGAGGCUGAGGCCAAGUGCGAUGAGGCCACCAAAGUGCACAACUCGAAGUCCACAUCCUGCUCAGAUCUGAAGUCUGCCUGGACCACGAAGAAGGCAGCAUGCGACAAGCAGCAAGACACCAUGGAUGCGGCGUCGUGCGAGAUCCAGUCCACGUCCGAAAACGUUUGCAAGGUCUAUGAUGACUGCUACUCCUCCGCCACCAGCUCCUACAACAAUGACAAGACCUCCGUGGGGACGCAGGAGGCAGCCAUCAAGAACGAGUGGAAGGCACUGCUGCACCUGGAAUGUCUCUUGAAGGUCUUCGCCUUGUCUGACACCGAGAAGGCAAACGCAAUGAAAGCUUGCAACAGCAAGAACUACGACUCCGAAGCCAACAGUGCCCUCACUUUGACGUACCCAUCGCCAGUGCCCAGGGAUGCCAAGGCUUGCCCCCCUCAGGGCUCGGUGGAGUCCAAGGCGCUGGUUGCCGGACGCGACAACUACAAGGCGAAGUACUACCAGCUGCCGUCCAACGCCCCGUCCAAGACUUGCACAGCCGCAUGCUGCGCGACCUGUGACAGCUUCACUUGCCCCGACGGCUAUGUGCAGAAGUCCAACGCCGCUAGCAUCUUCGGGGAGCUCAGAGAUCUGUGCUGCGACAGUUCCAGGUUCUCCGGCAGCAAAAUCUUGAAGACGAAGGCUUGGGAGGACACGUUGGUGGGCUGGUUGCCCUCGAAUCUGAAGAGCACUAACUGGGUGCCAUGCUACCGCAAGUCGACUCGAACUUCGAAUGGCCAGUGGUGGAACAAAUGCCGUUCGUAUGCGAACACUUUGACCGUCAUGAAGUUGAGCACUGGCAAAGUCAUCGGCGGCUUCAGCAAGGCAGGUCGAGGCCAUGGAUCGUACACAAAUCAAAACACGGGAGACAGCUGGCUGUUCUCGCUCACGAACGGCUUCAAGCACAACGUGUGCCUCGGUCGUGCUGAGAAGCUGUGGAGGUUUAUGUUUGGUGAAAAGUGUGGGGACGGAGCUGAAGAUUGGACAGCUGAAGGGAGGUUCGAGGUGCCGGGUCGGGUCGACUUGACUCUAUGCUCUGGCCCUGGCCUUGCACCGCUUGCAAGCCUCAUCUGA
Messenger RNA from Symbiodinium natans, 1689 nucleotides. Lineage: Eukaryota; Dinophyceae; Suessiales; Symbiodiniaceae. The record is from the annotation of a GenBank genome assembly.